Molecule: messenger RNA, 1005 nt
Organism: Mucor velutinosus
Lineage: Eukaryota; Fungi; Mucoromycota; Mucoromycetes; Mucorales; Mucoraceae
Exons: 1
Coding region: 1-1005 (334 amino acids)
Source: RefSeq, a predicted model, not a curated record
AUGCUUGCGAUGGGACAGGCUGACGAGGCUUCAUUCUACAAAAUUGAUCAUGUCUCUGCCAUUGCUCGUCGGGUUGAUCUUACCAAGCGUAACAAGGUCGGGUACUCUGCUUCUGCUACUAGCAGCUCUAAGAAACGAGAAAAUGAUCGUGAUAUUCCUGUGUUCCCGGAAGCCAAGAAGUCCAAGUAUACCAGUUUGCCUGCGUCUCCGGCUUAUGAAAACUUCAAGAAGCAAGAAUGGGUCUCCAAGUUUGGCAAGACAUUGAAGGAGCAUAUUGCUGAACGUUCGUGUAAGGAAUGCAAUGGCUAUUUCUCCAAGGGUGAUAACUGCAGCAAUAUAGCCGUCCGUUCUUCUUCUUCUUCCUCUAGCAAUAACAAUGGUGCUAAAGUCAUUCGUGAGAUGACCAAACAUUCUCAUCGUCGCUCUGUCAAGACAAUAGCCGAUACGGCCAUCGCGUUGGAGAAAGCUGAUUUUGCUCUGCAAGAAAAGUCGAAGGUGCUAUCUGCUGAUAGCUCUGGUACUGUUGACCCUCUUAUUGAUUCUGAUGUGGAAAUGUCUGAAUCGGAUGAUUCAUCCAACGCUGAUGAAGCUGACCUUCGUGCAAAGACUCAGGCAACAUUGGUGGAUGGUAUGGCUCAGGUUUCUGUCUCAGAAACGGAUUUGAUUCUGAAUAUGUCAGCUCAACUAUGUAAGUUUGAUACUGUGCUCAGCGCUCCUCCUACGAUGCGACCAAAUUCGAUUUGCGUGCCUAUUGUGGUACAAAAUGUAGUUUGUUUCAGCUAUGUAGAUACGGGUACUACUUUCAGCUGUAUCACUAACGAGUUCUUCAAUUACUUAGGAGAAACGGCCCUUUCUGGAUUCCGUGUCAACGAUGAUACCAACACCAGCACCACUACCAACGCCAAUAUUAUUAUCACAACAAAUGCCUAUACCAGUGCUACUAAUGGUAAUGACGAAUUGGAUGUUGAUGUUGAUUUGAUGCACAGCGUUUUUGUCAAUAUCUGA